AUGGCGGACGCCUACCACGACAUGGGGAUGGAGUCACUUUCGGCAUCAGACGAUGAAUACCUUGGUGACAUACCAACCCAGAUACCCCAACGGAGGCAGCAGAAUGCGCCCCCGAAACAGCCAGAACACCAACUAGCCACUAAGGUCAACUUAUCAGUUAUGGUGACAGACCUCAAGGCCUUUUUCGCGGCAGAACUCGCGGGCCUCAAAUCUGAGCUGAACACGCUCACGAGCCGCAUACAAACUGCAGAAGACGGGGUCCAAGACCUGAAAGCCCAGCAAGAAGCUACCGCCACUCAAACGCUGGAACUAACAGCCAUGUGCACACAGAUGAAUACCUGA
Messenger RNA from Pelobates cultripes (western spadefoot toad), 342 nucleotides. NCBI's taxonomy places the organism in Eukaryota, Metazoa, Chordata, Amphibia, Anura, Pelobatidae. The record is from the annotation of a GenBank genome assembly.